AUGAUGGCUCUGGCCGCCAGCCUGGGCGCGGCCAAAGCCCAGCUGGACCAGAUCCCCAAAUGCGCGAGGGACUGUGUGUCCAAGUCCAUGACGGGCUCCAGCUUGGGCGGCUGCAAGUUGGCCGAUAUUGCCUGCAUCUGCAAGAACGACGACUUUCUCAACAACAUUGCCUGCUGCCUGGCCGACGUCUGCAGCAAGGAGGAUCAGGACAAGACGGUCCAGUCUGCCAAGCAGCUUUGCAACGCUUCCAACGUCCAGGUCCCCGACAAGGUCGAGUGCAAGAAGGGGGCCUCGGCGUCGAGCCCGUCGACCCGCUCAUCGUCGUCAUCGGCUACCGGCACCGCGGCCGCCGCUUCGUCCUCGUCCAAGGCCGCCGCGGCUCCGAUGCUCGCCGGCGCAGGCAACCUGGCCGGUGCCCUUCUGGCCGUGGCGGCGGCAUUGUGA
This is a messenger RNA of Hirsutella rhossiliensis, 444 nucleotides long. Its product is annotated as CFEM domain-containing protein. The coding region runs from base 1 to 444 and encodes 147 amino acids. The transcript has 2 exons. The record is from RefSeq and is a predicted model, not a curated record. NCBI's taxonomy places the organism in Eukaryota, Fungi, Ascomycota, Sordariomycetes, Hypocreales, Ophiocordycipitaceae.